Molecule: messenger RNA, 5120 nt
Organism: Eriocheir sinensis (Chinese mitten crab)
Lineage: Eukaryota; Metazoa; Arthropoda; Malacostraca; Decapoda; Varunidae
Exons: 4
Coding region: 3525-4160 (211 amino acids)
Source: RefSeq, a predicted model, not a curated record
CUAAAGUUCGCGCAAACACACAAAGUCUUCCUGCCCCGAGAGACACGCGUGCAAAAUUUAUACACACACACACGUGGAAUCGCCGCCGCUCCGCCACGCACGAACACCGGUGGGGUUCUUCCUGUGCCCUCCUCACCGCCUGCCCCAUCCCCUAGGUACGCCCACGCCCAAACCCACACCCACACCGGUUUCCUCUUGUGGACGCUACGACGAUAUUCUAAGUAACAAGAUUAAUGCAAGAUUGUCAGACUAGCACGCCUCAACCCACACCCACCCACAGCUGUUCACGCCGCCCCCAGACACGCUUCCCCUCUGCGGAUGCUUUGAACCCACUCGGAAUAGUUUAGUCCAAGAUUACCAAACGUACACUCCUGAAAACAAAAUCUCAUUCAAGAAUCACACCUUAGCAACAGCAGUCAAGGAAGAGUAUCAAGACAACACUCUGAAAGCUGCAACGAUUUCCCCGCACAGAAAACUGACUAAAAUCAACAAUAAACCGAGUGAAAGAAACUUGCCCACGGAAAAUUAACGCAUCUGGACAUUGAAAGGCAUGGAAUGAGUGACUUAAACAUGUGGCGGCGGUAAACCCAGAGCAUUGCAACGAAAAACUAAGCGAAACCAUAAAUAAAAGAUAAAGAAAAUAACCUUAAGACAAGAAUUAAGACUUUAAGAUUACAAGGUGAUACGAAGAUUCAUGAACGCCAAUUGUAUAAUACUGUAUGAAAAUAGUGAGAGAAGGAGGAAGUAUUUCUAGGAAGCCAAGAAACAAGUUAAAGGAAACGAAAACAAAAGGUAAAAAAGAAAAUAAGUAAGAACGAACAAAAAAAAAAUACUAACAAGAGGGACAAGCAAACGGGAACUCAACUCUAACACUAUAAAAAAAAUAUUGGUGGGUAACUGAAAAGAAGCAGAAAUAAGUGAAUCGUAACUAAGCAAAACACGUAAAACCAGUAAAAAAAAACAUUACAGAGAGAGAACGACAAAGACAAAGCACACGAACUAAGCCAAAGAAAAAAUAAAACAGAAAACACAGGGUAAGAAAUAAAAAGAAAAAGAAAACAAAAGUACACGGGCUUGACAAACAAAUAAAACAAAAAAAAAUAUAACAGAAAACACGAACGAAACGAACAAAAAAACGACAAGAAAACACGGACUCAGCGAAUUAAAACAACUCCAUCUCCAAAAUUAAAACAGAAAAAAGCACAAACUAACAAUUAAAAUACCCAUAAAAGUAACGCUAAACUCGGGCUAAGCGAAUACAAGCAGCAUCAACAGUCUGCCCCUUCGUUGCUCCAUAGAGACAGACUUGGAGGUGCGUCACACGGGGGCGGCAGAGGCAAGAACACAGGUGGCGCCGCAGGUGACGAAGAAGAGUGCGUGGGUGUGUGCUGGAGCUAAGCCCGGAUUGUGGAACGAGCCUGAUCCAAUUGAGAGCGAGAGCGAGAGAGAGAGAGAGAGAGAGAGAGAGAGAGAGAGAGAGAGAGAGAGAGAGAGAGAGAGAGAGAGAGAGAGAGAGAGAGAGAGAGAGAGAGAGAGAGAGAGAGAGAGAGAGAGAGAGAGAGAGAGAGAGAGAGAGAGAGAAAAGCUCAUCUCUUCAUCUACUCUUGAUCCUACGUGCACCUUCUCCAUCGUUACCUCACUUAAUCAUCCCGACACACCUGCACGCCAGCCAUAAAAAGAACAUCCUGCUGAACACUGCCUAAAACACCGGCCACUAAAGUAAGCAGGGCCAUUCUCCCCUCUCACUUUGCAAGAUCUUCGGUAUACAGCCAGCCAUAUUUUACUGGAAGAUGUAAUAAAAAGACUGACUAAACCACAAGUCAUUUACAGAAAACAGGGCUCUCUAACUUUGCAAGACCGUCAAGAUUCAGACGGCCACAAAAGUAAGGACUACUCCAGAGGAUAAUGUAAUAUGAAAACUGGCUAAAUCAAACGCUGUUUACAGUAGCAUUUAUCUAGUUUUCGCCCAUUUUCUAUUGAACUAUUUUUGCCGAGGCCACUCAGCUUGCUCAUUCAGUCAAGAAAGUAAGUCUUGUCCCAGAACACGAAGAAUAAUGAAAACUGGUGUGGACAAAUGAUAUUCACAGUAAGCAGCGUUAAUCCUUUGUAGCAUCUCCUCACUCAGUAUCAUAUUGUUCUAAGGUGGCCGACAUACUGGGGGCGCCUUCACUCAGCCUCACGGUGGACUGCGGCGGCUGGCGAAACACGAGACACCGAAGCACAACACUGAAGCACAACACUGAAGCACAACACGGAGUCCUAAACCAAAACCGUCCAAUCACGUCGAGAAGAAACACAAACGUCCAAUCAACACGAAAGCAACUCUUUAACUGACGAAAGAUAACGAAGUACAUUAACACUGAAACAGAUAUUAAGGGUUGAACCAGAAACUUGAGAUGAGAAAGUCGUGAUCAUAGACACACGCAAAACAAUGCACCAACACUCGAACAACAACAGGCCACGAAAGAACGGUACAAAAGCACAAAAUCAAACGAACUAGAACUGAAACACUGUAGUAAGGAAAAAAAAGCGUUACUGAAACACAGGCAUAUAAAGAAUUACUGAAAGAAAACAAAAAAAAAUCUUAAUCUAAACGGUGAGGAAAAACAAGCACGCGGAUACAGUGAUAACAUACAUGAAACACAAGAAUCGGAUGAGCAGGUAACACAAAAACACCGGCGAAAGGAAACACUGCGCUGAGUCACUACAAGGAAGAAACGGGAAAUAAAGAAUAAGAUGUUUUGAAGCCAUAUUAACAGCAGAAAAUUCUCGAACUUGAUGGAAAAAUAAAGGAAAAGCGAAGCACUGCAACACUCACCGGUACACUGAACGAAGAACAGCAUCACACACCUGCGAAAGGAAGCACACAAUCAAAUAUUUAUACCUGGAGAGAGGAAAAACUAAUCACGUACAUUUUUUAAACUUAUCAUAAAAAAGCAUUAAAGAUCAAGAGGACUAAGCCAUUGAUAAAAAAACUACAUAUUUAUAUAAACAAUUUCUCAACGCAAACAUAACUCCUCGCCUGAACUCUGAAGGAUUCUUGAUGAAGCGCAAACUAUAAACAAAAUUCUUCCCCACCGAGCUCCCUAAAAAACUGGACUGUGGACACAAGCUUACUAGUAAAACAUACCAAGGAAAAAUGAAAAAAUAACAGUACAUGAAGGAUUGAAAUUUAUCCAAACAACCAAUUACAAGAAAACAACGUGUUUAUACUGACCCGCGAACUGGGAGGAGAGUGAGACAGGACGCGAAGGAUGAGGACACACAACGAACCGGCAAAAGCGACAAUAUCGUUGAGAACUGGCGUGAGUAAUAAAACGAAAACUUAAUAAACAAAAAAUUUAGGACAAAGUUUACAAAUCUAUUUAAUUUCGAACAACAAUUCCUCAAAAAUGAAAAUCGUAACACACAAAUUACAAGGCGCGAGAACGUAGAAAAAAGUAAAGAAAACGUGGGCGGCAAGAGAAACACACAGAGGACAGCCGAGGCAGCAGGAGCGGCCUCGAGAAUCAAAACUCAGGAACAUGUUCUGGAUCCUCAAAAAACCGAAGUUCACCACAAACUUCUUCAGCAGCGUCAUCAACAACAACAUCCUGUACAAAGACUCAAGCCGGUCCACCAAGCGAGGUUAUGAUCGUCUCACCGCUAACGAGGAGGAUGCCAACGGUAACAGCAGCCCCGCCCCCCUCCGGCAUCCCCCCGCCUCCUCCACGCCCGCCACCACUCCUAGCGAGGCCGGCCCACUCACCCCCGUCACGCCCACCACCCCCAGCACGGACAUGGACGUGGGGUCGAGCGGCAGCCCCUCCCUGGUCGAGUCCUCCUCAGACUUCGAGCAUUACAUGACGCAAUCUGACAGCAGCGAUUCGUCCUCCGAUGAAGAUGAUGACGAGGCGCUGACCUGUAACGUGUGUGACCGCGCCUUCCCCACCCCACGCCUCCUCGCCUCCCACCAAACCAGGAAAAGGCACUACGGGUGUUCAACGUGUGAGAACGUGUUCCCAACCCUCAUGUCCCUGGAGGCCCACAAGGAGGAGACCAACCACUGGUCCGACGACGACCUCUUCCUCGACGACGACGAUGACGACGACGACGACGACGACCUGGACAACCUGUACGACGACGAGGUGAACGAGGAGGAACGCGAGAAGCUGCUAUAGUCCCUGGCCGGCGUGGCUGCUGGACGCGUAGGCUAAGUAGAAUCACGGUAGUCUAAAUAUUAGCGCCUAAGAACAGAUGGAUAUAUAUAUUUUCCUCUCUUUUAACAACUUCCUCUGCUAUGUACGUAAGGAGAAGGGGGGGAGGAGGAGGAGGAGGAAAUAAUACGAAAAGGAGUCAGGAUGGAGGAAAAACAGAGGAGAGAAAUAUGAGCAAGAGAAUGAAAAGGAUAUGGACGAGGAUGUGGAGGAAGACAAGAAGGAAGAAAAUCGAGGAAAAAGAGGAAAGAAAGGAAGGACGGUUGGAAAAAAGAAAGGAAAAGGAAAAAUGAGCUCACUCCUCUCCUUGUAGUUAAUUAUCAGAGAGAGAGAGAGAGAGAGAGAGACCCUUGCCUUCUCAGACUGAAACGGACUAACGUAGUUUCUCGUCGCGAGUCGUCCAAGAAAAACGCGGGGUUUCAAAGGUAACUCUUCUGUUCCCAGCCCGGCAGGCGCGGCCCUCUAUCAGCCCUCUCAUCAACUAAGUAGGGGCGAGGGUUAUUAGCCUGCCUGCCUCUCUCCUCCUCCUGUUACGUCUCUAAGCCCCGUCCUCGCCCCUCUUUACACUGGUGCAGGGGCGGAGCAGCGGGAGAGGGACCCAACCUAACACAUUUCUUUCUGUUUGCCCUUUGCCGAUGUAAAGGGACUUAUCAGGGAAAGGAGGCGCGGGGCGCUCUCUGCAGGCCUCUCUGCCCUUCCUGUGAUGUAGAUGUAGGUGAAGAUCGGUUCAUCAAACUAUAUUUUUAAUAUAAGUUCUCUUUUGCGCUCCGUUGUAAGGACAGGAAAACGUCAAUCAGCUGUCAUCCUACGCCCGUACUUUACUUAUCAAAAGGACGGAGUGGAUAGAAGUGAGAGGCCUUCUUUCUUAUUUUCUUAUAUUUUGGUCUGUAGAAUAUAUAUAUAUAUAUAUAUAUAUAUAUAUAU